Messenger RNA from Musa acuminata subsp. malaccensis (wild Malaysian banana), 2453 nucleotides. Lineage: Eukaryota; Viridiplantae; Streptophyta; Magnoliopsida; Zingiberales; Musaceae. The record is from RefSeq and is a predicted model, not a curated record.
GUCAGGUCGUCAUCCACCGAGAGAACCUUCAUCUCCUCCGGGAACCUAUCCCGCACUCCAUCACUCUCCAACUUGGAGCUUCCGUAGCUACUUUCAGGCGGACGACCGAAAACGGGUCGGACUUGUCCGGAUCGGUUUAGUUUAUAGAUCGACUCCGAAACCCGUGUCCUCUCCCCGUUCACCCUCAAAACCUCGGCUGAGUCGUCCGCCGUCACCACGACCGAAACCCUAACAACAUUUUCCGCAAUGCCAAGAGAAGCUCUAGAGUUCUUUGCCAAGCUCCAAAAGCUCUCCCGCUUCCCCUCCCACUACGCCUGCAAUCGCCACCUCCACCGCCUGACCACCGGCUCCCUCGGCGACCUCGCCCUCAAGCUCCUCUGCGCUCUCGUCUCCCGUGGAUUCCGCCCCGAUAUUUCUGCCCUCAAUUCCGCCGUCUCCCUCCUCGCCAGGAACGGUGGCCCCCGGUCCGCCCAGGCCUUCGUGGACGCCGCUUUUCCCGUCCUCGGCUGCACCCCCGAUGUCGUCACCUUUAACUCCCUCGUCGACGGUUACUGUCGUGCCGAUGACUUGCUCGGUGCCUCCGUCAUCUUGAGGAGUAUGCAGUCGUGUGGGCCCCGUCCCGACGUCGUCACCUACAACACCAUGAUGAGCUCCUUAGGCAAGCACAGAAUGCCUCGGUCGGUCUUGAGCUACUUUGCAUUGAUGUCGAAGGCUCACGCCCCGACAGUGCUUACUUAUACCAUUCUCGUCACUAUGUUCCGCGAAUUGGGCGACUUAAGAAUGGGGUAUUUCGCGCUGAAUGAUAUGCAAUUCUUAGGGAUUUCUCCAAAUUUGGUAACUUUCACCUGUUUGAUCGAUGGUUGCUGUAAGAACAAUCGUUUGGAUAUGGCACUGGAGUUGUAUGAUCGUAUGACAAGUCUUUCCGUGCCACCAAAUGUUUUUACUUUCAAUGCACUUGUUGAUGCUCUCUGUAAGAAGGGGAUGCUGGAGAGAGCGACAGAGAUGUUUGAAAAGAUGCACAAGAUCGGGGUGCUGGCAAAUGUGGUGGUUUACACUUCCUUGAUAGAUGGGUACUUAAAGAAAGGAGAUUUUGACACGGCAGUGAGAUAUUUGAAUAGAAUGUAUGACAGGGGAAUCUGUCUCAAUGUGAAGGGAUAUGGGGUGGUUAUUUGGGGACUUUGCAAUAACGGUCAGUUGUAUAGAGCUUUAGAGAUGAGAAAGGAGAUGGAGGGAAGAGGCCUGAUUCCGGAUAAAUUUAUCCUUACCAAUCUGAUGGAUGCCCAUUUCAAAGCAGGGGAUGUGAAGAAGAGCUUGGACUUGCAUAAAGAAAUGCUCAUUAAUGGUUUUGAGCCUGAUGUGGUCACUACUUCGGCAGCAAUUGAUGGGCUUUGCAAGCAUGGGCUAUUGCAGGAGGCAAAUGAAUAUCUUGUGAAAGCAAAAGAAGCUAAUGAGAUUACCUAUACCGCACUUGUCGAUGGGCUGUGCAAGCAAGGGAAUAUAAAUGAUGCUGAUAAGGAUUUUAUGGAUAUGCCAAAAGCUGGUCUAGCUCUAGAUAAGUUUAGCUACACUUCAAAAAUUGCUGGCCACUGUAGAGAAGGGAAUAUAGUGGAGGCAUUGAGACUUAAAAGAUUGAUGCUUCAAAAGGGUAUUUAUCCUGAUCCUACUUUCAGCUCACUUAUAUGGGGUUUGGCAACUAAAGGGUUUAUGAUUGAGGCAAAGCAGGUUUUUGAUGAUAUGCUAAGCAGAGGGAUUGCUCCAGAUGCUGUGGUGUAUGAUAUUUUGAUCAGAGGUUACCUCAUGCAGAAUGAUAUUUCGGCUGCCUCAAAUUUGGAAGAAGAUAUGAAAAAGAGGGGUCUUAUUACUGAGGAUACACCACUAAUGAGUAGUGCAUAUUCAUCCACAUAGGUUUCUUGAGAUUCUGUAGUAUGGGAACUUCACCAAGGUUUGAUCAAUUCAUCAAAUAAGCAAUUUGUUGAUGAAAUGCAUUUUUUCUCUAUGUCCAUCUUUUAACUCUUCAAGGGCUGCCAGUCUGCUAACUUGAUCUGGCAUUUGGCAUGACCAGAUUAAAUGCAUGAUCUUUGCAGGGUAAACUUGCAAGAACUAGUUCUGCUUCUAGGAGCAAAAACUUGUCUGAUACUCUGACCAUUGCUGGCUAUCAGAUGAUCAAGGUUAGAAUGUCAUGCUACACUGCAUAGAAGAAAAGGGAUACAAAGUUAUCUUAGCAGAGAUUAUGGUUGCUGCAUCUUAAUUGUUUCUUAAACUACCUUUGUUUCUCGUUCACUAAUAGGGAUACUCUAACCAUUGUUUUACCCGUAAUUCUGUAUGAUGAAGGAGUCUGUCAAGAACGAUCCAUAAAAAAAUGAGGGCAGAAGGUUUGAGCAUUUUAGGGAAUCUUUCAUGUAAUUUAUUACACACAUGAUUUCAUGCCUUAAUCAAGAGGUUUUGAGGUUCCA